Messenger RNA from Trichoderma harzianum CBS 226.95, 564 nucleotides. RefSeq lists its product as hypothetical. Lineage: Eukaryota; Fungi; Ascomycota; Sordariomycetes; Hypocreales; Hypocreaceae. The record is from RefSeq and is a predicted model, not a curated record. The transcript has a single exon. Bases 1 to 564 code for a protein of 187 amino acids.
AUGAGUUCUACAUCUAAAACGGCUCCUGCUUCCGCUGUGACUGGCUUGCCACCUAUACGGCGUGUUAUAACUACACACGACAAAGACGGCAACGCCAUUAUCAGCAAAGAGAUACCCCAGACUCUUGAGGGAGUAGGGGUUUCCGGCACGGUCAUCUAUCUAGGCUACGCCCUGAACCAAUUCCCAGGUGUUUUGAACAAUAACCAGGAUCUGAAAGAAUACAAAGAUCGUCUCCCACACAACGUGGGCAUCAGCAUACCUCGUGGAACUGUGCUCCGUAUGAGUGAUUUCUUACCUGGACAGUCCGUGCCGAUGCACAGGUCGAAAACCAUAGAUUUCGGCGUGAUUAUAGAGGGAGAAGUGGAGUUGAUCAUGGGGAGUGGUGAAAGCACUGUGUUGAAGAGAGGAGAUAUUAUUGUCCAGCGAGGUACUAUCCAUGGAUGGAAGAAUAACACCACUGAGGUUGCUAGAGGAUUCUUUGUGUUGGUGGAUGCGGAUUUGCCGACGGUGAAUGGCACACAGUUGAAGGAAGAAGUACCAAUAGAGGAACUGAAAACCGAGUAA